Epinephelus fuscoguttatus (brown-marbled grouper) is the source of this 3141-nucleotide messenger RNA. RefSeq lists its product as uncharacterized. Gene Ontology annotation, cellular component: cytoplasm; cytosol. The record is from RefSeq and is a predicted model, not a curated record. Gene Ontology annotation, biological process: negative regulation of JUN kinase activity; protein dephosphorylation. Gene Ontology annotation, molecular function: MAP kinase tyrosine/serine/threonine phosphatase activity; protein tyrosine/threonine phosphatase activity. Bases 331 to 2973 code for a protein of 880 amino acids. The transcript has 4 exons. Lineage: Eukaryota; Metazoa; Chordata; Actinopteri; Perciformes; Serranidae.
UCAGAGUGACACACGCUCAGACGUGACGCCAGCUGAGUUAGCCAAGCACUCCCGAUGACAUUUAUUUAUUUAUCUAUUCAUCUAGAGUCCGGCAGAGCUGUGUGCAUCUUCUCCUCUAGCCUGGUCUCUUCUGUUUUUUAUCCAUUUUUCUUUUUCUUUGUAAAUACAUGAGCAAACGAGCAGGCAGGGAAGGUGUUACACAUCUGGAUCAUACCAACGCAGCGGGUCGUGCUACUCGGGCCACUACAGACAUGAGGAUGCCUCACACCGCUGCGCAUAAAUGAUGAACACACUACGGGACUGCCACGCUUGAUCUUUGCAUAAACCCAGAUGCCUCCCCUCCCUCUUGAUGAGCGCAUAGUGGUCAUUCAGCGCCCUAAAAACUUAGCCCUGUGUGAGGCUUCCCCACAAACCAUCCCGCAACAUUCCUCUCAAAUAUCAGCUUCUUCCAAUGGACACCCACCUCACCUCCACCCCUCGCAGUCCCAUUUCUAUCCACCCGCCUGUAAAGCUCUGACUCUGGAAUGCAAGCACAGAUCCUCUCGUGUGCAGAAAUUCAAGAGCGACCAGCCGGUCAUCCCAGCAGGUGUCAGACACAUCCCUAGCCACUGCCAUAGCAAUGGCACAGUAACUCUUGGCCCACGGCUGCCCUCCCACACACAUACUAUUGAUAUCAGGGUGACUGUGGACAAAGGAGGACGGGGAGGAGGAAUCAGCAACUCACUUGGGCGCAACGGAAGUGUUAAAGGCAGCAGAGGGAAAUGUGCCUCUUCACAGUUGGAUCAAGGACAAUGUGAGAGAAAAACUGGAACUCUAGGGAGGCCAAGUGGAGCCGAACACAAGUCACAGCGAAGUCGCUAUAGUCAGCUGUCAUCUUCACCCGGAGGCGUCCUACAGUUUGUGCCAGCUCAGGCGCAGCAGCAUAGGUGCAGGAGUGAAAAGGAAAACUCCAGUUUUUCUAACAGAAGUGACCAGGAAUUUCCCUCUCUAGGUCACAAGAAGAAUUCCAAACUGGGAACGGUCCAUCAAAGCCAUAACAGUCACAAUCUGCCCUACCACCAAAACUCCGUCCCUGUGCCCCAUGCCGCCAUCCUAAACUCCAACUAUCCGUCAUCCCCACCCUCCCAACCCACCCAUGUCCCAGUCUCAUUUCAGCAACUCAGCCAGCCGCACCCGUCCCGCACCAGGGAUCUCCGCCCUCACAUUCUUCAUGGUCUACCCCUCUCCCCCUGCUCCUCCCACGCUGGAGGCUUCCCCAGCCCUGACCACACCUGCACCAUCGACUGCACCCACCCAUUCAGUUGUGGCUGCUGGAGGUUGGUAAGAUGCCGAGGUUGUAAGGGGCACUCUGCUAGCUGCCAAGGAGGUGGAGGAAGCUCUUCCACCUCAUUCUCCUGUGUUCAUAAUGUCGGAGCAGUGAAGAGAGGUGGCAAAGAUAUGGGCCUGAGAAAUCUGGGUGGGUGUCUCUCCACCGCCUCCACCUCCAACACCUCCUCUUCUAACAGCACUGUGUCAGACUGCCGAGCAAGCCUGUUCAAACCUCUCCGCUGUGCCUCCUGCUCUGGCGAGGCCGGAAACUUCGAGAGUCCUGCUAUCCUUCGCAAAAAACUAGUAGGGGGAUGCCUGCCCUGUACUCCCCUGUCCUCCUCGGCCCCUCUGCGGGCGAUACAGAGCUGCGUCACAGGCUGCAACCCCAAAGCCUCUCAGACAGGCAGCUCCACCUGCAGCUACUGCAGCAGCGAUCCCAUAGUGGUGACAUUCAACCCUCGCAGAGGCAAACCCCCAGGAAGAGGCAUUGGAGCAGCUCAUUCGAUGGGUAUGUUUCAAGCCGAUGAUGAUGACUACAGCGUGCGUACUAUCUGGCCUGAAGAACUGGCCAAGAAGAUGACCCAUUCUAAAGCCCAAAAGAAUCACUGUGCUGGGAUGGGAGUUGGAGUCGGGAAGACCUGUGCAACCAAGGCCCAAAAUGGCAGUAAUGGAACAGGCCUGGCACUCCUGGACUGUCAAAACCUCCAGGAAUAUGCGCAGUCUCAGCUAACAGACCACGCAGGCAGAAGACGGCUUCAGCAGGGGAAAAUGGCUGCCUUAGAUUUUAUGGGCCGCAGGUCGGGAUCUGGGUACGACGAAGGCCGUAACUCACUGAAGAGGCUCCUGAACAAAGCUGAAGACAUAGGAACUGAGCAAGACGGAGAUGUAGCAUAUCCACGUUCCCCCUCUCCACGCUCUGCAUCCCCACCGUCACCUGUGUCCUUUUCGCCUCCGCCGUCUGCCCCUACCACACUCAUCAAACCCAAACCUUGGCAGAGAGACAGGGAAGGAGGAGGACAUUCCCUGCCAUCGGCUCAGUCACUUCACCUGGCCCUUAACUCCCUGAACAGAGAGCAAGAUGAGGAGAACAGCAGAAUGCACCUUUCUCUGCCGCUCUCCUCUUCUUUGCCGGCCUCUUUGUCUGAUGAGACCGUGAUGACCCCCGAUGCGGAGAACGCCGUGGUCAGUCCCAUCCUGCCCUUCCUGUUUCUGGGCAACGAGAGAGACGCCCAGGACUUGGACCUGCUGCUGCGCCUCAACAUCGGCUACGUGGUUAACGUGACCACACACCUGCCCCUCUACCACGUCAACUCUGGGCUGCGCUACAAAAGGCUGCCCGCCACCGAUAACAGCAAGCAAAACCUUCGACAAUACUUUGAGGAGGUUUUUGAGUUCAUUGAGGAGGCAUAUCAGAGUGGACAGGGAGUGUUGGUACACUGCCAGGCAGGCGUGUCCCGUUCUGCAACCAUUGUCAUCGCCUACCUUAUGAAGCACACCCUCAUGACAAUGACAGAUGCCUACAAAUACGUGCGGAGCCGUCGCCCAGUGGUGUCUCCAAAUCUAAACUUCAUGGGCCAGCUUUUGGAGUUCGAGAGGGACCUCAACUCCGGGGUGACUCCUCGCAUCCUGAUGCCUAAGCUCAAUGGUGUGGAGACGCAGGUGUGAGAAAGGUCAGGGGGUCAGGAGCGCCUAGGGUUCCUGCAGGUUACGGAGAGAUUGAUGAGCGUCAAAGAAAAGAGUGCAGCACAUUGUAGAAGAGAGACAUGAUGAGAAAUAUUACAGCUGGAAAAUGGCAGUGUGUUUGGCAAUUAGUGCACUUUUAAUACUGUGAAA